AUGACGGAGAGGAUGGGGAUAACGUGGGUUACGGAAAUGACGUGGAUUACGAAUAUCCCGGAAAUGAUGGGAGGGAGGGAGGUGCGCGUGAGGAAGAAGACGACGAGGAGGACGUUCCUUGGGAGUUCCGCGAACCGUGACUGUUCCGCCCACUCGUCGCCCGUGCCGCUGCAGCAGCGCCGGCGAAGCCAUUCCGAAGUGCCGCCGCUGCUGGUAACCGUACCGAAAGCUUCGCUAGAGAGAUUCGCGCUGUCGAACAAGAAAGGCUCCCCGGCGCUUCCGCCAUCGCUCCGCCAAGGCGUAUCCUCUUCCCCCAGUCCUAGCGACCGCCAGCAAAAAGCCUUCCCCCCGCGCUCUCCGCGCAGUAAUCUUUCCGCGCAGGCACUCCGCACUUCCUCGCUCUCCCCCGAUUCCCCGGCCAUAUCCCCGCGUUCCUCCUCCGCUGCGCCGUCCGCUGCGCUAUCUGCUGCGCUCGCGGCGUCCGGAAAGGCGGAAAAUUCUCGAGAUGAUUUAGAUUCUUCGGACGAGGAGUUUCUAGCCACUUACUGCCACAUCACUGGUUCCCCCACUCCCCCCGACCGCAGCCCUGUUGCGGAUUCCCCCGUAACCUCCCCCCCUUCCGCGGCUACCGCGGGUUCCGCCUUCCGCGGGCCCGUCGUCCGCGUGCUGCAGAAGAGCGCGAGCUAUCUGGAGGAGCGGGGGAAGCAGCGUCAAGCGCCGGUGCGCGCGCAAGCGGGGAGGGCGCAGGCGCUGGCAAAGUCGCAAGAAGCGUUGUUGCGCAAGGGCGGAGCGAGCGGGGGAGCGAGCGGCACAAGAGACGCGCAUGCGCGGGUAAGGGCGCAGGAAGCGGCGGACGUUCCGCAGCGGUCCUACACGGCACCAUCGGCGGGGGGGAAGCCGGCGCCUUUUGCGGCGCCUUUUGCGGCGGUUAUUGCGCAUCAGAACCUGGAGCAGCAGAAACUUCACCUGAAGAAACAGUUGCAGCAAGCGCAUCAGCUAAGGACUGCAAUAGGCGGCGGAUUUAGCGGUAGCAGCGGAGGAAGCAGUAGCGGAUGCAGCGGCAGUGGGCUUAGUGGGUCGGAGCUUGCGCGGGGAUUAGGGCACGAGUUUGGCGGCAAACAAGCUGGAAGCGCCGCCGCCGCGCACGGGGCGCGCGGAACAGGGGGAAAUGGGGGAGCCUCCUCCGCGGGACCUCAGGCGCAACCCGCGAACGCUGCGCAAGGCAGAUCUAGAGGCAUAGGGGGACACGCGGACACCCCGGCAGGCGGAGCGGUAUCCGCGGGCGCGCGGAAGCUGUUCGGGUUGGGGUCGCAGUCUCACCGGAUACUUUCGCACGCCGCCACUACUGGAGGAGCUCCCCGCGCGCUUGUCCGCGGGCGUUCGUGGGCGUCGCUGGAGUUUCAGCGCGCGCAAGAUCCGCCGCUGCACGCGCCGCAGCAGGCGGAGCUAGCCCCGUGCGCUAAAGGCCUUCCCACUAUCGAGAGCAGCGGCAGCGGCAGCGGGAAGGAGCACGCGGGGAGGCGCGCGGGGGCAACGGCGCAGGAAGGUGCGGAGGCGGCGCAACUGAGCGCGGUCAGGCGCUCCGCUUCCGCUCGCUACCAGCCCGCGUCGCGGCUGACCGUUGACUUCAGCGCAGCUGCUUCCGCGGGGCUGACUGGCGGAGAGAAGGGCGCAGGGGGCGGGGGGUGCGGGGAGGGGAAAUCGCUGGGGCGCUCCGCGUCAGACAAGGCGAUGGGGGGAGGGGAGCAGGCGCGGAUGAUAGGCCUACCGUCAAUCUCUGGGGCGAUUUCCGGGAUUUCAGGGGCGUCAAUUUCCGGGGCGAUUUCUGGGGCGUCAAUCUCUGGGGCGGUUUUAGGGGCGGCCGCAGCUGUGGGGGGGGGUACAUCUACAGGACUAGUAGAUCUGUUUGCCGCUGCUUAUAACAGGGGUGCUUGUGACGAGGAUGAGGAUGAUGAGGAUCUAUUUGACAUUCUUGCUGCUAUGAGGAGCAUGCAGACUAGCCCUCACUCUCCUAGCCCACUUUCCCCCCUCAACCCCUGCCCCCCCCGCUCCCCAGUCCCCCUCUCCCCUUCCCCCGCCAACUCACCCCACGGCGCCCCCCACCACCAAUAUUCCCGCGACCCUUCCCCCGCUCCCCGCGCUCCCCCCGUUCCUCGCCCUUCCUCUCCCCCUCCCCCUCCCCUUCUCCGCUCCCCCUCACCCGCCUCCCGCUCCCCAUCGCCCCCUUCUCGCAACACACCUCAACCAAACCACCCGUCCUCCCUCUCCCUGUCUCACCCCAACAUCACUCCCGCACGACCCGCCUCCCAGCUCUACUCAUCCGCCCCUGGCCCUUCUUGCGAAUCCCCCCCUCGCUCUCCCCCUCUCUCCCCCCUCGGAUCCUCCUCUGCCUCCUCCCCUCGCUCCCCGCCUCUCACGCCGCCACGUGGUAACCACCGGCGCUCGCUGCACAUCCCGUCCCGCUCCAUGCCAUCAGCUCUGGCUCGGUCGAACCGCCGCCAUUCCGCUCGACGCGCACCGUCCGCCAUGGCUCGUCAGGAGCAACCCGGGGACCGCGGGAGCGACGAGGCCGAGAGGCUGCAUCCAGACCGUCCGUUCGAAGCCAAUCACAUGAACGGUCAAGCUAACCACGCGGAGAGUCACGAAGGCAGUCGAAUGCUAAACGGAGACUCCCACGUCGUGGUUGACGUUGACGGUAGCGUUAACGGUAUCGGAGUGUCGACCAAUGGAGCAGGGAAGCACUCCACGAGGUGCAAGCUGCCAAGGCGGGCUCCUGGGACCCGCGCCACUGCUGCCUCCCCACGCUUCCCCGCCUCACAGCUUCCCCGCUCCCCUUUUCCCCCACUCCCCUCCUCACCCCCGCCCCACCCCCAGUUUAAGGACGUGCGCUACAAGGUGCAGACAGCCAAGGCGCGCUCCUGGGACCCGCGCCACUCCUACCUCCCCACACAUCUUCCCCUUUUACCCCUCCUUUCUCCCCCUCCACACCCCCCAGUUCAAGGACGUGCGUUACAAGGUGCAAACCGCCAAGGCGGGAUCCUGGGAUCUGCGCCACUACUGCCUCCCCACACUUCUUCCCCUUUUUCUCCUCCUUCACCCCCCCGCCCCCCCCCCCCUCCCCAGUUCAAGGACGUGCGCUACAAGGUUCAAACUGCUAAGGCGGGCUCCUGGGACCCGCGCCACUCCUGCCUCCCCACGCUCCCCGCCCUCCCCGCGCUCCUCACCUCCAAGCGCGGGGGAGCCGCGGGCGGGGGAGGCGCAGGGGGAGGCGCGGAAGCGGGCGCGGGGGGGAAAGCGGGCGCGGAGGUGCGGGAGAAGGAGAUUCUGCACGGGAUAAGCGGGAGCGUGGCGCCGGGGGAGGUGCUGGCGAUGAUGGGGCCGUCAGGGGGCGGCAAGACCACGUUUCUGAACGUGCUGGGGGGCCGGUUCAAGCAGGGCAACAUGGCGGGGACCUUGACUUAUAACGAUUUGCCUUAUAGCAAGGCGCUCAAGAGAAAGCUUGGCUUCGUGACUCAGGACGAUAUAUUCUUCCCGCACCUGACAGUCAGGGAGACGCUGAUGUAUGCCGCUGUGCUGCGCUUGCCGAAAGAGCUGAGCUGGGCGGAGAAGGUGCAGCGCGCCGAUGAGACCAUCACAGAGCUGGGCCUUGAUAAGUGUCGCAACACAGUGAUAGGAGGGCCAUUCCUGCGUGGCAUAUCCGGAGGGGAGCGCAAGCGAGUGAGCAUCGGGCAUGAAAUCCUCAUCAACCCCUCCAUGCUCCUGCUCGAUGAACCCACCUCUGGCCUCGACUCAACCACCGCUCUCCGCAUCAUUCAAGUCAUUCAGAACCUCGCUAAAUCGGGCCGAACCGUUGUCACUACCAUCCACCAGCCGUCCUCGAGAUUGUUCCACGCGUUCGAUAAGCUGCUGCUCUUAUCGGAGGGCAACGCGAUUUUUUUCGGGCAGGCUGCGGACGCGAUGGGGUAUUUCGGACGGCUGGGGUUUGAGCCGCUGUUUGCGAUGAACCCGGCGGAUUUUCUGCUGGAUUUGGCGACGGGGACGACGGCGGAUGUGAGGCUGCCGAGUGUGUUUGGGGAGAGCGAGGGGUGGCAGGGGAAGAGCGUUCCGGAGCAACAACACGACGUGAAAGAGUUCGUGGCUCAAGCCCACAGGGAGCAGCAGCAGCCGCUGGUGCACGCUGAGCUGGCAGGGCUGCCCGCCAGCUCAGAUGCCGACCAGAAGAGCGUGCUGCAGCGCCGGGGGUGGACGGCGCCGUGGCUGCUGCAGUUCUCGGUGCUGUGGACACGUGGACUGAAGGAGAGAAGACAUGAAGUGCUGUCUCCUCUCAGGUUCUAUCAGGUGACAGCGCUGGGCUUCAUAUGCGGCAUGCUGUGGUUUGGGUCAGAGCGCAACACUGCCACGCAGAUUCAGGACCAGGUGGGCCUGCUAUUCUUCAUCUCCAUCUUCUGGGGCUUCUUCCCUCUCUUCGCAGCCAUUUUCACCUUCCCACAGGAACGUGCUAUUCUAGCAAAGGAACGUGCAAGCGACAUGUACCGUUUAUCGGCCUACUACCUCAGCCGGCAGUUGUCAGACCUCCCUAUGGAGUGGCUGCUCCCCACGCUCUUCCUCCUCAUCUCCUACUUCAUGGCUUCACUGAAGCUCACUGCGGGGGCGUUUUUUGGCCUCCUUUUCUCCACAUACCUCAUCGUCACCACGGCUCAGGGCUGCGGGCUAUGCCUGGGAGCAGCAGUGAUGGAUGUCAAAGUCGCAACGACCCUCGCCUCAGUGCUCCUGCUCACCUUCAUGCUGGCAGGGGGGUACUAUCUCCAAACCAUCCCCGCCUUCAUUUCCUGGAUUAAGUACAUCUCCUUCACCUACUACGCCUACCGCCUCAUUAUCAAGACACAAUUCUCCCCUUCCGAUACCUACCAAUGCGGCCCGUCGAGCGACCCCAGUUCGGUUAUCUGCCCGAUCUCGAACGCACCCUCGUUCCGGGGGUUCUCGCUGGGGGACGCGUGGGUGGAUGUGGUGGCUCUAUUAGUCCAGGUGGCGUUUUACCGCGGGCUGGGGUACUUUGCACUGAGAAGGAUGAAGACGAAUGUGUAG
Molecule: messenger RNA, 5085 nt
Organism: Closterium sp. Yama58-4
Lineage: Eukaryota; Viridiplantae; Streptophyta; Zygnematophyceae; Desmidiales; Closteriaceae
Source: the annotation of a GenBank genome assembly